ACGAGUAGCAAGGUUCCUUAACCGUUGGAUCUAACUUCAAACCCUCCGGGACCAACGGGAACGCUGUCUGGUCAAACAGGGGCCAUAUAUCGGUCGUAGCUCGUAAGCUCGCAUCUGGCGCCAUUUUGCGUUGUUGUGCAUCCUUUCCAGUUUUCAGCAUUUGAUCAUCGUCGCGGGUGUAAGGAGUAAUCAUGGCGCGUACUAAGCAGACGGCUCGUAAGUCCACCGGAGGCAAGGCGCCUCGUAAGCAGCUUGCCACUAAGGCUGCGCGUAAAUCAGCUCCUACCACCGGAGGAGUGAAGAAGCCCCAUCGUUACAGACCAGGAACAGUCGCGUUGCGAGAAAUUCGCAAGUAUCAGAAGAGUACCGAGCUCCUCAUCCGCAAGCUGCCUUUCCAGCGACUUGUGCGUGAAAUUGCUCAAGAUUUCAAGACGGAUCUGCGUUUCCAGAGUCACGCAGUUCUUGCACUUCAGGAGGCUGCCGAGGCUUAUCUUGUCGGUCUUUUUGAGGACACCAAUCUUUGCGCUAUUCACGCUAAGCGUGUCACCAUCAUGCCCAAGGAUAUCCAGCUUGCUCGUCGUAUUCGCGGUGAGCGUGCAUAGGCUGCGCCGGGUGGAUUUGCUCAUGGCAGUGAAGAUCUUGGAAUUUUGUAUCCACUGUUCAAGAUACUUUUCAUUUAGAGAGGCUGAUCUCAAGCCGGUGGGUGAUCUCCUUUUGAAUGUUAAUUCAAUAAACUUCAUUGGCCUACAUGGCCAUGUAAGGAGGUCCGAACAACUCUUCAUGGCUGCCUGGGCUUGACGUGUGAAAGUUUCAUCAGAUAGAGAGUUCUUCUGAUUGAAUUCAAUACUGCUGGCUAUCUUGACUGGCCCUCACGUCACUAUUUCUUUUUGAGUAAAUAUGCUUUUUUAAUAUCUGUUGUUUUGAUGGAUUAGGCAGGUAGAUGCAAAUUCUUUUGUAAGCUGGCUACCAUAUGUCUACUCUUCCAAGGUCC
This is a messenger RNA of Marchantia polymorpha subsp. ruderalis, 991 nucleotides long. The record is from the annotation of a GenBank genome assembly. NCBI's taxonomy places the organism in Eukaryota, Viridiplantae, Streptophyta, Marchantiopsida, Marchantiales, Marchantiaceae.